AUGCUGGUGCAAAGAGAACUCGCUACUUAGCAUGCCAGGAGCACCCGGAAACCGGGAGAGUCUUGGCUAGGAGACUAAGGGCUUGCUUAUGGAGCCACGACUGCCGUCCUCACCUUCUCUUUCAAGAAGUUCAGAGCGUGAACCGUGCCCCGCCUUCUACACUUUCCCCGUUCAAAUCUCUGCACCUUUUAUCGAUUUCAAGAGCGCGUCUGAGAACUUCCUGCAGGACCCUGGACAGACAUCUAUUAACUAGAACGUAGAUGGUAAAGAGUCUUCCUGCAGUGCGGGAAACCCGGGUUCGAUCCCUGGGUCGGGAAGAUCCCCUGGAGAAGGAAAUGGCAACCCACUCCAGUCUCCUUGCCUGGAAAAUUCCAUGGAUGAAGGAGCCUGUACAGUCCAUGGCGUCGCAAAGAGUCGGACACGACUGAGCGACUUCAUUUUAAUGAUGUUGAGAAAUAAAAGGUUUUACAGCUCAUGGAGAUAUUAGAGACAGCCUUUUGUGAAGCGUUUUUUAUUAAGCUUUUGGGGGAAGAAAGGCAGGUUUUCCUGAUAUUGGUAUUCCUGGAUUCCAAGGGGGUGAGGAGUGGUCCAGGGCGAGUGAGACGCAAUUGUAGGUGGCACUUUAGGGCGCACCUUGCAUCCAUCGAGUCCUCUGCCUGGGGCUCUCUCGCCCCCCAACCCCUCCCUGGCUCCCCGCUCCCCCUCCUCUAGUCAGCCCCGCUCAGUCCCGGCGGGGCGGUGCCAGGGCCACUAUGACGCGGGGUUCCAGGACCUAAGACCCCGCACAUCACUUUUCGCGCACCCCGCGCAGCCCGCAGCCAGGGCAGUCUAAGCAGCCGGGCGACAGGAGGCGGCGGCGGCAUGAGCUACUACCAGCUACCAGUGGUGAUCGACAACGGCUCAGGAGUGAUCAAGGCGGGCCUGGCCGGGUCCCGGGAGCCUCAGUUUGUCUACCCGGACAUUGUGGGCCGCGCCAAAGGCCUGACGGGCGUCGAGGGCGCGCAGGAAGUGUGCGUGGGAGACCAAGCGGAGCAGCGGAGAAACUCGCUUUCCAUCAGCUACCCAGUGGAACGUGGUCUCAUUACUUCAUGGGGGGACAUGGAGAUCAUGUGGAAGCAUAUCUAUGAUGAUAACCUCAAGCUAAAGCCCUGUGAUGGCCCAGUCUUGAUUACAGAGUCAGCACUGAACCCACUGGCCAACCGGCAACGGGUCACUGAGGUGUUUUUUGAGCAUCUGGAGGUUCCUGCCUUCUUUAUGUCCAUCCAGGGGGUGCUAGCUCUCUUUGCUGCUGGCUUCACAACUGGCUUUGUGCUGAAUUCAGGUGCUGGGGUUACCCAGUGUGUACCCAUCUUUGAGGGUUACUGUCUGCCUCAUGGUGUCCAGCAGCUAGAUCUGGCAGGUCUUGACCUCACCAACUACCUCGUGAUGCUGCUGAAGGAGAAAGGCAUCAUGCUGCUUCGUGCUUCAGACAGAAAGAUUGUCACGGACAUUAAGGAAACCUAUUGCUAUGUGGCAAUGAACUUUGAAGAAGAAAAGGCCAAGAAAUCUGACUGUAUAGAGAAGAUUUACCAACUACCUGAUGGGAAGAGGUUCAAGCUCCAUAGCCAGCUCUUUCAUUGUCCAGAGGCCCUCUUUUCUCCAAGUCUCAUGCACCUUGAGACCCCUGGCAUUGAUAAGAUGUGCUUCAGCAGCAUAAUGAAAUGCGAUGCAGAUCUGAGGAAUGCUUUUUUCUCCAAUAUUAUCCUUGCUGGGGGAUCAACCUCUUUCCCUGGUUUAGAUAAACGCCUAGUUAGGGAUAUAGCAAAGAUGGUACCUGCCAACACCCCUGUGCAGGUUAUUGCUCCCCCAGAAAGGAAAAUAUCAGUGUGGAUGGGAGGCUCUAUUCUUGCAUCCCUGUCUGCCUUCCAGGACAUGUGGAUCACUGCUGCAGAAUAUAAAGAAGUUGGACCCAAUAUAGUACACCAGAGAUGCUUCUGACUACAGAUAACAUGGUUAGGAGAAAAUGUUUUGAGUAUAUGUGACAGAAAUCUUUGGAUAUUAUAUGUUUCUGGGAAGACAGAAAAUAUUUCAAUUAUUGGAAUGUCCAUGUCUCUCUUGCAUUUCUAUAAUGGAAAUAAUGGAGAAGCAGUCAAAUAAUAGAUGCUUACUGAGUUGAACCAAAUUAAAUGCUCAUACUAAGUUACUUCA
Messenger RNA from Cervus elaphus (red deer), 2187 nucleotides. RefSeq names its product actin related protein T3 (gene ACTRT3). The coding region runs from base 862 to 1977 and encodes 371 amino acids. The record is from RefSeq and is a predicted model, not a curated record. NCBI's taxonomy places the organism in Eukaryota, Metazoa, Chordata, Mammalia, Artiodactyla, Cervidae. The transcript is spliced from 3 exons.